This is a messenger RNA of Salarias fasciatus (jewelled blenny), 2772 nucleotides long. RefSeq names its product RNA exonuclease 1 homolog. Gene Ontology annotation, molecular function: exonuclease activity; nucleic acid binding. Bases 1 to 2733 code for a protein of 910 amino acids. The transcript has 18 exons. Gene Ontology annotation, cellular component: nucleus. The record is from RefSeq and is a predicted model, not a curated record. Lineage: Eukaryota; Metazoa; Chordata; Actinopteri; Blenniiformes; Blenniidae.
AUGUUUCCCUCCUGUGGUAUUUUCGGUAACGUCAGCUGCCCUGUCGCCCGUCGCGGGCUUUGUGAGAGGCCGCAUUGUUUCUAUAAGCAUGGAGCCAGCGCGAGGGAUGAGGUCGAUGGCUCGGCAGGAGACUCUGAAGGAGUCCAGAACGGAAAUCUGUGUGCUGCCUCUGGAACGCCGGUCAGCGUUGAGACCCAGGAUGACGGUUUCCACGAGCUGGAGCGGAUCAACAAGGAGAUAGAAACCGUAAGGCAGGAGGUGGAAGUGGAGCAGAGACGACUGUCGGGCUGCCAGACUGCACAGGAACGCUCUACAAAACAUGGACCUUCUUUAAAGUAUGCUCCUUAUAGUACCAAAGUAGACGGAGGCCCUUCAAACCUGUAUAAAACGGCCAAGGCGAAGUACGUGGUUGAUAACUCCAGACCAAGGACUGAUUUAGAGUAUGAUCCUCUGUCCAACUUUUCUGCUGCUUUACGGUGUCACAACUCAUCAGCUGAGGAGCAAAAGGUCAAAAACCUGAAGAGGGCGAUCAUGCUGAGAUUGCAGAUUGUUUGUGGUCCGGCAGAUCUUCCCAGGACUCCGGCCAGUAACUUGCCACACAGGCACGAAGACGGGGUUCACAGCCACACUCCUGAAGAAAGAGCUCAGUUAUUGGUGCGGGACAUCAAGAAAAUGUCAAGUGAAGUUCCAAGACCGACACGGGAUUAUGUUCCACUGACCCGCACUUCGUCAGUCAUCCACCUGGGGGAUGCGGGGGCAGCCUCGCACACCAGACAGGUUCUCUCAACGUAUUCAAACUUGACUGAUGAAGUUAAAUCUUCAUCUAAGCCUCAUCACCCACCAUUGAAGACGGAGGACGAUGUUAUUGUAAUCAGCUCUGGAGAUGAGGAAGAACACAGCUAUUCCGACAUCGAGCUGUCGGAUUGCGACCCGAUGGAGGAAUGCUACAGGAUCUUCAUGGAGGCAAAUGAAGGAGACGCCCCAAAUGAAGAUAAUAUGAGCUCUGAGGAUGAGUCAAAGCCGGCAGAAAAGGUGGCACCACUGCCCUUAGCAGGAAAGAAGAGGGUGGCUCAUGAGGCUUCACAUACAGAGCCAGUGGCUAAGAGUAGACUUCAGCCUCAGGUUUUGGUCCCCUUCCGUGGACCAGUAGCCUCAGGAUCUGGCUCCCAGCCGCCGCUUGCUUCCAAAAUCAAGCAGAUACAACAGACGGCAUGUGUUGCGCACACUGCUUCAGUUAACCGUGGUCAGGCACCUCUAAAGAAGCCGGAGACACAGAGCACACCUCCUGCUUUGACUCCACCUUUAAAGGCUGCUGCUCCUCAAAAUGCUUAUUUGAACCCCUUGCCUGGUAGAGGGACUGUUAUUGCAAUCGACAGCAAUUUGCACUUACUGGUUCCCGAUGGCGCCGUCGCUUUACCCGUCAACCCUACUGCAGUUCCAGCUUCAAUACUCACCCCCAUCGGUCGAGCCCCGGCCGGUCCGAUGCCCCCCCCUGCAGUUACGUCAGUUCCUGGGAAGCGGAAACCGAAGCAUUUCGAAACGGCCAAAGACAAAGUUCCACAUGACGUUCGACAGCGCUACGUCAAUAUGUUCACAGAGGAGUUCCUCAAAACCACUCCCAAUGUUAACGAGGCCUUUCAGAAAGCUCUCACGGAGGAGAAGGUUGUGUACAGUCGCAGUAUGAACAAAGUGAAAUAUCAGAGUGUCGCCGUGAACGCUCUGAAGAGGCUGAGGAACCAAAGUACCGUUGUCACUACUGUUGACAAUGAAGUGAAGAGUGGAAGGCUGAGAGGCAACAUACCACUUAACUUAAAGAAGCUUUACAGCAAUGCAGAUGAUGUGGACUUAUACAAGGCUCUGAAGGAUUAUAUUUUGACUGAUGAGAGGCUAAUUGAGAACAACUAUCCUAUCCUGAACCCAGAGAGACGUGGGUGUGCUGUUCUGUUUUCUGGCAGUAAGAGAGCGAGCACAGACCCCCUCAAGAGGAUCUGCUGCCGAUGCGGGGCGACGUACUCUGUCAACCGAGCAGGCAAGCACGUUCGUCAGGAAGAGUGUACUUACCAUUAUGGGAGAGGAGUGACAAAGAGAGUUCCAGGUGGAGUGGAGACCCGCUACAGCUGCUGUGAGGGAGUCAUGGGCGCCCCAGGGUGUCAGGUAUUCAAGUUGCACGUCCACGACUUCCUCAGCCUGGAGGGGUUUGUGUCUACCGCUCCCAGCUCUCCCUCAGACACGAGCUGUCCUGGAGUCUUCUCCUUGGACUGUGCAAGGUGUUACACCGUUAAUGGACUGGAGCUGUCCAGAGUGACUGUGGUUGACUCCAGUCUUCAGGUUGUCUAUGACACAUUUGUCAAACCCUCCGGUGAAGUGAUAGACUAUAAUACCAGGUUUUCAGGUAUCAGUAAAGAGGAUGUGAAGGGUACCAGCACUUCCUUCACAGAGGUCCAACAGACCUUGAUGAGUUUCAUCAGUGCUGACACCGUUCUGAUUGGACACAGUCUGGAAACGGCACUUUGUUUACUGAAGUUGCUCCAUAAUACGGUGGUGGACACGUCGGAGGUCUUUCCCCACCGUCUCGGCCCCCCCAACAAACUUAGCCUGAACAAACUCACAGCUGAAUACCUCAGGAAGAUCAUACAAGAGAGUGCUUGUGGCCAUGACACUGCAGAGGAUGCUGCAGCCUGCAUGGAGCUGAUGCUGUGGAAGGCCAAAGAGGAUGGAAAACUGAAGAAAUAAAACUAAAUACAUUGGAUGCAUGAAGAAGAGAAUGACUGU